This is a messenger RNA of Lagenorhynchus albirostris (white-beaked dolphin), 537 nucleotides long. It is a transcript of the gene HES3, whose product is annotated as hes family bHLH transcription factor 3. Gene Ontology annotation, biological process: regulation of transcription by RNA polymerase II; regulation of neurogenesis; anterior/posterior pattern specification. The coding region runs from base 1 to 537 and encodes 178 amino acids. Gene Ontology annotation, molecular function: DNA-binding transcription factor activity, RNA polymerase II-specific; protein dimerization activity; RNA polymerase II cis-regulatory region sequence-specific DNA binding. The record is from RefSeq and is a predicted model, not a curated record. NCBI's taxonomy places the organism in Eukaryota, Metazoa, Chordata, Mammalia, Artiodactyla, Delphinidae. Gene Ontology annotation, cellular component: nucleus. The transcript has 3 exons.
AUGGAGAAGAAGCGACGGGCGCGCAUUAAUGUGUCGCUGGAGCAGCUCAGAUCGUUGCUAGAGAAACACUACUCGCACCAGAUCCGGAAACGCAAGUUGGAGAAGGCAGACAUACUGGAGCUGAGCGUCAAGUACAUGAAAAGCCUUCAGAACUCGGUGCAAGGGCUCUGGCCGGUCCCCAGCGGAGCCGAGUACCCGUCGGGCUUCCGCGGCUGUCUACCGGGCGUUAGCCAACUUCUGCGGCGCGAAGAGGAGGGCGGCGACGGUCUGCGCUGUCCCCUGGCGCACGAGCGCGCGGGUGGCAGCACCAUGGACAGCGCCAGUUCCGGCCCCGAGGCGCCCGCGCGGCGCGGCCCCGGCGGCCCCCCAGUUUGGGUCCCUGCUCCGGCCGCCGCCGGCUCGCGGUCCCCGCCACCCCGGCUCCUCUUCUCUGGAGGUCUCCCCGGUCAGUCCACCGGCAUCCCCGCGCCGCAGUCGGCGUCUCGCCGCUUCGCCGAGAGCCCGGGGCCGGGGCUGCGCUUGUGGCGGCCCUGGUGA